AUGGCAGGGAGUGAAGACGAUCCCAGGGCCAGGGACUCGAAGGUCGCAGGCGCCAUCAUGGUCUGCGAUCGCGUUGGGCUUUCUAUGGAGACGGCACUGUUGCAGCUUUGGCAGCUGCCCAUGACGGAGCGGUUGCUUGAGGAGCACCUGAAACUGUGGACAUCCGCGCUCGUCAUGUUCGGCACAUUCUUCGAGAACGGGUGGACCCUCUGGGAUGCCAAACCUGACAACUACGGCAUGGACGAGGGAAACUACGAGCGGUUGCAGUUCUUGGACGUCGCGGCCCUAGAGAACAGAAGUGAACAAACGACCCGCGAAGAUGGCCAGCUGCUGUACAAGAUCAUGCAGCGCUUUUGCAAGGCAACAGUCGACCUGCUGGGAAAGGGAGGCACCCAUGAAACGUGGCGGCAAUGGCUGGUGCCGCUUUUCGAGAACAUGAUCGACGAAAAGAUAAUGCGUGCAUUUGCAGAGCACAUGUUCAGGAUUUCGACGUCUCCCGCAUCUUCGUUUGCCGACAGGAGCCAGCCGACGGGGGAGUCCGAGCCUGCGAAGAAGUCCGGGAACGAGCCGUGCAAGGAGUCGGAGCCUGCCAAGAAGUCCGGACCUCAAGUCGAGACGAUGGCGGCCAGUCCUUGGUUCCUGCCAGCAACCCAGCAGAGGAACGAGCCGUCGAAGGAGUCGGAGCCUGCCGAGAAGUCCGGACCUCAGGUCACGACGAUGGCGGCCGGUGGUUGGCUCCCGCCAGCAACUGUGCAGACGUGCGUGAAGGCCAGGAACGAGCCGUGGAAAGAGUCGCCGCGGGAAGAGUCGGAGCCUGCCAAGAAGUCCGGACCUCAGGCCACGACGAUGGCGGCCAGUGGUUGGCUCCUGCCAGCAACUGUGCAGAGGUGCGUGAAGGCCAGGAAGGAGACGUGGAAAGAGUCGCCGCGGGAAGAGUCGGAGCCUGCCGAGAAGUCCGGUUCUCGAGUCACGAGGUGCGGUGUCUUGCUGGCCGCUGAGCUCAGGCAACGCAUGGAUGCAUCGCGAGAAUUAAGCUCAUGGGGACCCACCGUGUGCGUGGGGUUGCUUGGUCGCAGUGCACUGGUGAUGUUCCAGAUGCUGCCCAAGGAAGAAGGCGAUACUGCGAUAGAGCUCUUGUGCACCGUGAAGGAGAAGGACGUCGAGGUGAUUGAAUCGGUUCAACACGUGCAAGCGCACGUUUUGGCGGCGACACCACGGGAUGUCUCUCACAUGCUUAAGGAGGGCGAGCGCAAGCACGGGCUUCUUCGGGUUGAGCUUGUCUGCAGUACCGCAUGGACGCCCACCGACAAAUAUGCGGAGCGUCACAGAGUGCGUCGGUGCAUGCAUGUCAACGCUUCCCUCGCGCGGGUCUACUGGGAUCAAAUGAAUCGGGACAGCUGGCCCAAGUCUUUGCAGGACUGGCACGAGAUUGUGGUUGGCAAGACUCAAAAGCGUGCAGAGGCACCUAAGUUGACGUUGGAAACCCUGGAGAAGGCGAUGAAGGACGUGACCGUCGUCGCUGACCAGAGGGGCUUUUACAACAAGCCUAUCCAUGAUCUAGACACACAUGGACGGGUCAAUCGAAAGACGACUAAACUGGACGAAAACCCCCUCACGCGAGAAGAGCGCGAAGCCGAAGGGAUCACUUAUGGCGACCAGCAACCGAACAAGAGGAUGCGAGACAUUCCCAGCUACCGGCACAAGCCAUUGACGGCAUUGCUGCGGAACCUGCACCAACUUCUGCCGCUGGAGCGCUGCAACGAAACAGGGCAGCGACCGGCCGGAUGCAGGGAGCGGCAUGCUCCAACGAAGCCGCGAAAGCAAUCCAGCAAAACCGAUGGAGGCAUGUUCAAGUUUGCCCAGCAUGGCAUGGUUCUCCAGCUGGAGGACUUCAUCGAGGAGAAGUGCUUUGUACAGCCGACAGCUGCUGCAGAGGAGCAGGACUUUGGCUUUGUGCCGGCCGAGCUGCACAAUGUGGCCAGGGGCCUUGUUGCUUUCCUGAGGGUCAGAGCGUGCUCUUACGAUAACAUCUCGCCUCAGAAGAAGACGGAGCAUUGGAGCCAUUGCUUGGAGUGGUGGGGUUUUUGGAUGUCGGACGAGGAAAUCCAAGCCGUGGCUGCACAAGCGACGUCCCUUGCAUUUACGCACAUGCGCUAUCUGAGUGCCUACGUGCGUUUGCAUCGAGCAACGUUUGCGCAGGAAAGUGUUGCCGCUGCCUCGCAGAUGUAG
Messenger RNA from Symbiodinium sp. CCMP2592, 2229 nucleotides. NCBI's taxonomy places the organism in Eukaryota, Dinophyceae, Suessiales, Symbiodiniaceae. The record is from the annotation of a GenBank genome assembly.